Drosophila takahashii is the source of this 1108-nucleotide messenger RNA. RefSeq names its product Proteasome beta2 subunit-related 1 (gene Prosbeta2R1). Gene Ontology annotation, molecular function: threonine-type endopeptidase activity. The record is from RefSeq and is a predicted model, not a curated record. Gene Ontology annotation, cellular component: proteasome core complex. Lineage: Eukaryota; Metazoa; Arthropoda; Insecta; Diptera; Drosophilidae.
CGACAACACAAUUUUCCACAUAAUAUUCGGAAUAAUAAAACUUGGUGAUUUUUCAUUGUACAUUUUACACACCAUGCUUUUCCCGUUUUCCGCUCCAAAAGCGGCUCAGGAAAAGUCCGUGGAUAUUUCUGGAAUGCGCUGCGGAUUCAAUUUUGUCAAUUGCAGGCGAAAUGCUGAGCUAUUGGCCCAGGGCUAUGAGCCACCGAAAGCGAUUCGCACGGGCACCUCCAUUGUGGGGAUUAUCUAUAAGGAUGGCGUUAUCCUGGGCGCCGACACUCGCGCCACCGAAGGACCCAUUGUUUCCGACAAGAACUGCUCGAAAAUUCACCACCUCCAGAAUCACAUUUAUUGCUGUGGAGCCGGAACCGCUGCCGACACUGAAAUGAUGACCCUGAUGACCUCCUCGGAGCUUGAUAUGCACCAGCUGAACACCGGGCGGCAGGUGCCGGUGGUCUGUGCCAGCAUGCUGCUCCGCCGGACCCUCUUCCGCUACCAGGGACACAUCGGGGCCGCCCUGGUGAUGGGCGGCGUGGACAGGACGGGUCCGCAGAUCUACUGCAUCUAUCCGUGCGGAUCCAACGACAAGAUACCCUAUGCGGCCAUGGGCUCGGGUACCCUGGCGGCGAUGUCCGUGCUGGAGCACGGCUGGCGACCCGACUUGGACCGGGAGCAGGGCAAGCAGCUGGUCCGCGAGGCCAUCUCGGCGGGGGUGUUCAACGAUCUGGGCUCCGGCUCGAAUAUCGAUCUCUGCGUGAUCACCAGAAAAGGGGCGGAGUACCUGAGGACGGACACGAUUGCCAGCGAGAAGGGCGAGAGGUUGGGAAAAUACGGCAUAAGACCCAACACCACAAUGGUGACCUCCACGUCGGUGCUGAGUCUACUGGUCACCGAUGAGCGAACCUACGGCGUGGGUUCGUUUCCCUCGCAAUUCUCGGUGGUGGCGGAUCAGGAUCAGCAGCCGGGCACCAGUGGCGUCCAGGGUGGUAAUCCCAGCAAGGAGGAGGAGGAGGAGGACCUGCCCGGUGGAUCCCAGAAAAAAUCACUGUAACCCCGUAUUUCCCAUUUCCAUUUGAAUUCUAGCAAAUUAACCGUUAACAAGCCACUUGAC